Messenger RNA from Chlorocebus sabaeus (green monkey), 5294 nucleotides. It is a transcript of the gene ZNF398, whose product is annotated as zinc finger protein 398. The record is from RefSeq and is a predicted model, not a curated record. NCBI's taxonomy places the organism in Eukaryota, Metazoa, Chordata, Mammalia, Primates, Cercopithecidae. Gene Ontology annotation, biological process: regulation of DNA-templated transcription.
GAGCCUGCGGCGCGUCUAGGCCCGCGCGGUUCCCGGUGCACUCGCUGCCCACAAAGCGCCAGCUGAGGGGCCGCUGCGGGAGGAGUGCGGCGGAGCCUGCCUCGCGACCGCAGCUUGAUCCGCCGCCUGCCGCCCAGCGUCUCCGCCGCGUUCCUGCGCGUCCCGAGCCCCGACGGCCGCGUGAGUCCCGUCCGUGCGGGGAAGGCAGGGCCGGGUCGGCGCCGCCUGUGAAGAGGACCCGGCGGCCGGGCCUGCGUGGGGCCGAGCGCGGCGGCAGUGGCGGCGGCGGAGACUUCCGAGGCCCGGGCCAGACAUCGCAGGGCCAUGGCUGAGGCGGCCCCGGCCCCGACAUCUGAAUGGGACUCCGAGUGCCUUACAUCCCUGCAGUCCCUUCCUCUUCCUACACCCCCAGCAGCAAAUGAGGCACACCUGCAGACAGCAGCUAUCUCUCUGUGGACGGUGGUGGCCGCCGUGCAGGCUAUAGAGAGGAAGGUGGAGGUCCACAGCCGGCGACUCCUACACCUAGAAGGUCGGACAGGGACAGCAGAGAAGAAACUAGCCAGCUGUGAAAAGACAGUUACCGAGCUUGGGAACCAGUUGGAGGGCAAGUGGGCUGUGCUGGGAACCCUGCUGCAGGAGUACGGGCUGCUGCAGAGGCGGCUGGAGAACUUGGAGAACCUGCUGCGCAACAGGAACUUCUGGAUCCUGCGGCUCCCUCCAGGUAUUAAGGGAGAUAUCCCAAAGGUGCCUGUGGCAUUUGAUGAUGUCUCCAUCUACUUUUCCACUCCAGAGUGGGAAAAAUUAGAAGAAUGGCAAAAGGAACUUUACAAGAAUAUCAUGAAAGGCAACUAUGAGUCUCUCAUCUCCAUGGAUUAUGCUAUAAAUCAACCUGAUGUCUUAUCUCAGAUUCAACCAGAAGGGGAACAUAAUACAGAGGACCAGGCAGGGCCAGAGGAAAGUGAGAUUCCCGCAGACCCCAGUGAAGAGCCUGGUAUUUCAACAUCAGAUAUUCUGUCUUGGAUUAAACAAGAAGAAGAGCCUCAGGUUGGGGCCCCACCGGAGUCCAAGGAAAGUGACGUGUACAAAAGCACUUAUGCUGAUGAAGAGCUUGUCAUCAAAGCUGAAGGCCUUGCUAGAUCCUCGUUGUGCCCUGAAGUUCCAGUCCCUUUCUCUUCUCCACCAGCAACAGCAAAGGAUGCUUUUUCAGAUGUGGCUUUCAAAAGCCAGCAGUCUACAUCCAUGACACCUUUUGGACGUCCAGCCACUGACCUGCCUGAAGCCUCUGAGGGACAAGUGACUUUUACUCAGUUGGGUAGCUAUCCCCUCCCACCUCCAGUUGGCGAGCAGGUGUUCUCAUGCCACCACUGUGGCAAGAGUCUCAGCCAAGACAUGUUGCUGACCCACCAAUGUAGCCACGCUACUGAGCACCCCUUACCCUGUGCCCAGUGCCCUAAGCACUUUACUCCACAGGUGGACCUCAGCAGCACCUCCCAGGACCAUGCCAGUGAGACGCCCCCCACCUGCCCACACUGUGCCAGGACUUUUACUCACCCAUCAAGACUUACCUACCAUCUUCGGGUCCAUAACAGCACUGAGCGUCCUUUCCCCUGUCCUGAUUGCCCCAAGCGCUUUGCUGACCAAGCUCGACUCACCAGCCACCGGAGAGCUCAUGCAAGCGAAAGGCCCUUCCGCUGUGCCCAGUGCGGCAGGAGCUUCAGCUUGAAAAUCAGCCUCCUGCUCCACCAGCGGGGUCAUGCACAAGAGCGCCCUUUCUCCUGCCCUCAGUGUGGCAUUGACUUCAACGGCCACUCGGCCCUUAUCCGUCACCAGAUGAUCCACACAGGCGAGCGUCCUUACCCCUGCACUGACUGCAGUAAGAGCUUCAUGCGCAAGGAGCACCUGCUGAACCACCGGCGGCUGCACACGGGCGAGCGGCCCUUCAGUUGUCCUCACUGUGGCAAGAGCUUCAUCCGCAAGCACCACCUCAUGAAACACCAGCGCAUCCACACCGGGGAGCGGCCCUACCCCUGCUCCUACUGUGGCAGGAGCUUCCGCUACAAGCAGACACUCAAGGACCACCUGCGUUCAGGCCACAAUGGAGGCUGUGGGGGUGAUAGUGACCCAUCGGGUCAGCCCCCCGACCCACCAGGUCCCCUCAUAACUGGGCUUGAAACUUCUGGCCUGAGUGUCAACACUGAAGGUCUAGAGGCCAACCAGUGGUAUGGGGAAGGGAGUGGAGGGGGAGUUUUGUAAAUCCAAAUCUCUGUGGCUUCAUGGUUAUAUAUGCUCACAGUAGGGUACAAAAUCCAAGAGAAAGUCUGUGAGCCCCAUCCAACACCCACAGUAAUUAUUACCUGGUACAUCACUGAAUUUGGGGUCCUAUACACUUGACUAGAGACAUGGUUGUGGUUUGGAAUUUCACACACUUACAAGAAUACCACAUUUUGAAACCCAGAAAGACCUGGAAAGGGGCUCAGGACCUCCAUCUUUUCAAAGAUACAACAAAAGCAGAAGUUACAAGAAUAUUGUGGAGAGGUUGGAAAGCAGGAUUUAACCUCUGGUUCUCUUGUUCUCAGAGAACAGCAGGUUGAUAGUAGAUUAUGUCUCUAGGUAGAGACAGGUACAUGGGAAGAGUCUCCAAAACUGGAAGCCCAUUAUGAGGCAUGAGAAUGUUUAACCAUAAAGCCCUUUAUUAGCUCCUUGAUAGCUAAGAUGGUUGUUGGAGAAAGUGCUUAAGCCACUGUUGAUGUUGCUGCCUCCUCUCUCAAAACCAGCCAAGAUCUGUUCACAAGCCUCUGUGGCUGCCUUUCCCUGAAACAUGGUAACUCAAGACUGCCUGCCUAGGUUUCUUAGAUGAAUUCUUCACGUACAUUUUGUUUAAUAUUGGUUGAAUAUGAAAUCUGACUUUAAAAGAUUAUUAAGGAGAACAUUCCUUAACUAUACUGGCUUGAUUUGAAACAGGCUCUUAUUGCCAUUUAAAGUACUAGAAACCUUUGGCAAAGUCCUGGUUAAAAAAUUGGGAACAGUUUUCUCAGUCCCAGCUUUAAAAGCUAGAGACCUCAGAGAAAUAGCUGGCUUAACAAUGAUAGAACGGCCUAAAAUUUGUGCCUACACCAUGUUCUGAGAGUCCUUCACAUCCAAUUCUUCCUUAUCUUUUCCAAGCCAGUAAGUUGGCUUCUCCAUUCCUGGUGUGUGAUAUUCUUGACAGUCAUCAACAACAAAAAGAUCACAGCACUUUCCGGAAGCAUGGAGCUUCCAGAAAGUGAACUCUUCAUCCUCAGUAGUGAGAUGAUAACAGUGUUGUAAUGCAGCUUUCUUGAGUCAUCAGAGAGAGUGUAUGUUCACCCUAUCUGGCUGUAUCCCAUUGACAGUGGACAGAUUGAGGAACUUCCUAGAUCGCUGAGAACUAAGCACCAUGCAUAGACAACAACAGUUUGUUCUUGCCUGUAUUGCUUUUAGGGGCUUUGACUACCAUUUGUUCUUUUCUUGGGGUGAUUUCACCUGGGAGCAUCCGAGUCUGCUGCUAAGUGGCUUUGCAGCUAGGCUUAAGUUCUGUUUCCUUUAUGGAUCUCAAAUUUUCAUCUGCAAAAUGAGGCUGUUAAAAGGAAAAAAAGUGAGCCUCUAGGAGUUACUAAAAAAAAAAUCUUGUGAUACAUUGCUUUUCCUGCCAAAAUUCUGUCUCUGUCUUUGGCUUCUGUCCAGGCAAAGCUAAAUAAGACAGCAAAAUCAAAGCAGAUAAAUUCCUGCUGAAACUUGACUAAAAUUUAUUUGAUUUGUUGUUUGACUCCCACUUGGAAGCCUGAGGUAGAAGACAGAAUGCAGAAGUCCUACAUCUUGGGCAGAAAAUGUUCAUUCCUAUACUCUUGUUUCCUCUACUUCUUCCUGAGGUGCCUAGAACAAGGUCUGGAAAUGUUUAGUCAGGAUAUUUUCUUGAUGAAGUGAUAAGGGAAGGACCCAUUUUUUGCUUAUCACCUAGCCCAACCUUCACUCUCUCUAGUUAUGCAUAACAACACUAGGAAAAGGUGUUAGCCCAGCUAACUUGGCUUCUGGGAAGGCUGUGUCUGAACAUGUUGCUCUGUAGGAUAAUCACAUUUACAAAACAUCUGCUCUAUGACAUUGACAAUACCAGGGACCGUGGGAGACACAAGAAAUGUGUGCCUGCUGUCAUAACUUACAGUGGAAAAGCCCAAUAACACAGAACAAGACAUGAUGGGCAGUACCAUAGCAUAUUGGGAUUAAGAGCUUUCUAGCCAGAAUCUGGACCUAUACCAUGGGAAGAUUUAGGGGUUCUGGGAAUCCCUAAGCCAGGGUUCUGGCUUCAUUGGCAACCCACUAUGAACUUGAAUGUGAGAUUCAGCUCUAGUUUGCACCUUGAUUUCCCCAGUGAAAAGGGAGAAGAGCCAAAGUAUUGUCUAGGUGCUGAGUUCCUUUUCUGAAUGGAUUUCAAGCAUUUGCCAGGGUAUGCUGGAGGAGGGACUCCUACAGUAGGUGAGAUGUGGGACUAGGUAACACUUUAAAUACUUUUUUACUCAAAGAUUUGCCAAGAGCACAGCUUAUUAAUGAAAGAGACCUGUGGAUUGAAGUGCUGCAGAUAGAUCCCACAGUCCCUUGUGAAAGGAACUCAAAUACAAAUGAAGCAAGAGCCCUAAAACGGAAUGAAAGAGGAUGUGUGAGGCCAUCUCAGAGAGAUGGAAGCAGGCGUGAUACUAAUCCUCAGCCCAGGAAUAAAGUAGAGAGUUCAACUGUUACUCUUUUUCUUUCAUCAGUCCCCUAUCAGUUAGAACUGCAGGCCAGCUCCAAAGAGUGCUUAAGAUUCAAAAGUGGAUAAGUAAAAUGGAUCAGUGGGAAGGAUAAGGUGUCCAACAGAAAGUGUGGGAGAGAAACUCUUAGCCCAUCAAGUGCUCCUGAGAGAAACCAUGCAAAUUUAACUCUUCAGUUAAAGAAAUACGUGAGAACUGCUUGUCAUGACCAGACAAGAUAGGAAAGGGGAAACCCCAGAAACGUGCUCUUCAUCUGUCAGCCUUUUGGACCAAGAAGUUGUCACUAUUACACAUAAGCACCAUUCCCUUAGAGUGGAUCCAGGUGUUGACUAUAACCAGAUUUACUCUUUGCUUACCAGAUUUUUCAUUGUCACCAUUGGAUGAACCUCUGGUUUAGCCACAGUUGUGAAAAUAAAUGGAAGUUGGUUGAUUGUCUAGAAAGUGAAAGAAGAUGGCCCUGCUCCUUUUCUGCUGACCAUUUAGUAUUGGAAACUCCUACUUCCCUUUUCAUUAAUAAUAAAGUGUGCAAGGUUC